Molecule: messenger RNA, 2470 nt
Organism: Homarus americanus (American lobster)
Lineage: Eukaryota; Metazoa; Arthropoda; Malacostraca; Decapoda; Nephropidae
Product: transcription elongation regulator 1-like
Exons: 5
Coding region: 40-1140 (366 amino acids)
Source: RefSeq, a predicted model, not a curated record
AUUCCUGCCAUAACUAGUCUCUGGGACUCUUUCUUCAGGAUGAACCGCUUCUUGGUACUUGUAUUGGUGGUGGUGGCAGUCGUCACCCACGCUAAGCCUCAGAUAUCCUUCGGCGUCUCCCAGGAGUACGGUGUGCCCCAGCAGGGGAACUUCCCUGCACCAGCGCCUCCACCCUUGCCUCCUACCGCCUACGGGGCCCCUCCCAUUGGACCGGCCCCGGCACCCACACCGACUUUCAGCGAGAACAAUCUCUUCCCUGAGGUGAAUUUAGCUCCUCAAGUCCCGCAAGCACCUUCAGGUCUAUACGAAACACCAUUCGAUGACUCCAACAACAUUCCUGUGGCAUCGUGUGAUCCACAGACGAGUGUGUCGGUGGUGACGACAACUCAAUUCAUCCCCACCACAGUGGUACAAACCCGCACCCGCGCCCUCCCGACUACCAUCUACUCCGAGUUGAUUCAAACCCAGUACUACCCGUCCACCGUCAUCCAGCAGCAGGUCAUCACCUCCGCUGCCCCGCCCAUCAUACAGACCAGGACUGAGGUGGUGACAGACCUUCAGUACGUGACACGAGCUCAAUACUUCACCCAGACUUCCUACAUCACCAACACCCAGCUGCAGUAUGUCACCCAGACUCAAACGGAAUACCAGACACAGUUCCAAACUCAGUUCCAGACGACGACACAAUACCAAACACAAGUUCAGACGCAGCUGCAGACAGUGACCAGCUUCAGUACUCAAGUGCAGUAUGUCACCCAGGCACAGCAAGCGACACAGUACAUCACCCAGACCGUCACCAGCACGCAGGUCCAAAACAAUGUGGUGACUCAGACGCAGCAGGUGCCACAGUACAUCACCCAGACAGUCACCAGUACACAGAUCCAGAACAAUGUGGUGACUCAGACUCAACGUGUUCCGGAGUACAUCACCCAGACCUUGACUCAGACUCAGCAGGAGCCACAGUACAUUACUCAGACUGUGACCACCACCCGGGUCCAGCAGCAGGUGGUGACCCAGACCCAGCAAGUACCCCAAUACAUCACCCAGACGGUCACCAAGACCCAGUACCAAACAGCACAGGCCGACUGUGGUGGAUCCUCCUACGACGCCCCCACGACCAUAAUGACAGGAUAUUACUAACACUAAUGCUGUCCUGGUGCUGAUCAGUUAAAGCAGCAUGUCUCAGGCUGUGUGUGAAGCCCCUGGAGGAGAGUACUGUAGCAUGAAGGAAAAUAUGGCGCUGGUAGCUAGUAUCAAGUUUCAAACAAGCAAGAAUUACUUAUCAUGGCCGAUAAGCCAACACUUGUUUGGGCCUUGUUUCAUCAAUUGUUAUUUAUAUCUGAAACUCCCAACCGUGAGUUAACUAUUCAUAAGUACUUGUUAUACAGUAUAUACUUCAGAGACUAGAUUUAGCUGCUGAGAGUAAUUGAGAUUUCUACUGUCUGAGUAAGAGCUUAGUGAAGUGUAGCAUCAUUGUGUUAAUAGUCUGAGCUGUACUCCUGCUGAGUGACUGCGACCCUUAACCUGACACCUCUACUAUAUUUAUCAUAUAUUGUAAAACUAUUAAUGGACGUUUUAGUACUAUACUUAUAGUUGCAAUAAAAACCUAGUUGAGUUUUGAUAGAUAUAAAGGAUAUGACACAUGGCGAUCAAUUAUUAUCAUUGCCAGCCAACAGACACAAAAUAGGGCAGUAAAUAUGAAGGUCACCUAUUGACAUUAGCCAUCUAGAGGACAGAGUACCACUUAGGUAUUUCAUUCUGGUUAACGCCAGACGAAUUUAUUCAGCUGAAGGGAACUUCUGACCGCCGAAGGUUUAAUACAUAGUAACGGAGGUGGUAACCUUCAUUGAUCUGUGUAAACAAGCGACUUCAAUACUUUACAUGAGUCUGAGGGUCAAUGGAUGUGUAAACAUGUCAUUCUUACACUAAGGAAAUUUCAUUGCUCUUAACUAACCGACCAACGUGAAGCAGACGCCUGUAUGAACUGAAGACAAACAAUAACUUGUUCUUCAUUACUGUUAUUGCAAUUACAACUCUCUUCUUUAGUGCCAUAACAUUAUCUCUGCAUCAAUAUGGUAUGGCCUACUGGGUCGUGCACCUCGAUAAAGUUAUGUUGUUAAGCGAAAUCAGGUACAAAAGGCUACAAUUUUGGAGCUAUUGUUUGCACUUCAUUUACGAUGCAAGAACCUUCAAAUGUUGCAUAUAUUUUUAUACAUAGCUUUGGGUAUUAACGUAAAUAAAUGACUAUUAACACGGAACAUUUAGCAGUGGUCUAAUUAUUCUGUGUUGUGUUGAGUUUGGUUAUUGUUUGGGAGCUUAAACCUAUUGCUGUAAGGUUGUUUGGGCAUCAGCUACCAGAGAUGAUUAAUACAAUAUCAUUUGUGUGAUGAAGGCUCAAGAACGUUUAUACAUUAUAUGCUACAUAAUAUGUACAUUAGUCAUGCAUUUACAAAUAUAUUAUUUUAUGUUA